Messenger RNA from Diorhabda carinulata, 1323 nucleotides. Its product is annotated as protein disulfide-isomerase A6 homolog. Gene Ontology annotation, biological process: response to endoplasmic reticulum stress. Gene Ontology annotation, molecular function: protein disulfide isomerase activity; protein-disulfide reductase activity. NCBI's taxonomy places the organism in Eukaryota, Metazoa, Arthropoda, Insecta, Coleoptera, Chrysomelidae. The record is from RefSeq and is a predicted model, not a curated record. The transcript has a single exon. Gene Ontology annotation, cellular component: endoplasmic reticulum lumen. Bases 36 to 1295 code for a protein of 419 amino acids.
GUCAAACUUGAAUCAAUAUUGACGUUGGUGUCAUUAUGAAACUCAAAUUUAUAUAUGUUGGAAGUUUAAUCUUCUUCAUACAAAGCUGCUUUGCUUUAUACUCAAAUGUGAAUCACGUGGCGGAUCUAAACCCCAAUAAUUUCGAAAAUCUAGUAGUAAAAAGUGACGAAGUCUGGGUGGUUCAAUUUUACGCACCGUGGUGUAGCUUUUGCCAAAAUUUCGUUCCAGAAUUUACGAAAUUAGCUAACGUUCUAAGAGGAAUUAUAAAAGUGGGGGCGGUUAACGUCGACGAAUAUCGAGAACUAGCAGGAAUUUAUAAUGUUAGAGGUAUGCCGACGAUAAAAAUAUUCGCUGUAGAUAAACAGAAACCCGAGGAUUAUACUGAUGUUAAGAAUGCUAAAGAGAUUAUGAAAGCGGCUUUAAACGCAGCUACAGCUAAGAUAGUGAGCAGAUUUGACGUAAAAGAGCAACAAGAUUUUAUAAAAAACAUAAAAGAUGGUUACGUAGUCCAAUUGACAGAUAGUAAUUUCAAUGAUUUGAUAUUACUAUCGAGAGAUAUAUGGAUGGUGGAAUUUUACGCGCCAUGGUGUGGAUAUUGUCGAAAUUUAGAACCUCAUUGGAAAAAAGCAGCUGAAAAACUACGCGAUAAAAUUAAAUUUGGAGCGAUAGAUGGCACUAUUCACAAAGCUAAAGUAGCAGAAUAUGACAUCAAAGGUUAUCCUUCUAUAAAAUUAUUUAUUCCUGGUUCACCUCCGAUUGAUUACGACGGCGAAAGAACUUCGAAAGAAAUCGUAUCAUGGGCAGAAAAAAAAUAUGAUGAUACUAUCCCAACACCGGAAAUAACAGAAAUUGUGGAUGAGCAAUUAAUACUCAAACGUUGCGAAGGUAAAUAUUGGGCUUUAGUGACGUUUCUACCAGAUAUUUCGAUUUGUAAAUCAAAUUGUCGCAAAUCGUAUUUGAAAACAUUGAAAAUGUUAGCUGAAAAAUUUAAGAAAAACAACUGGUGUUGGUUGUGGUCUGAAGCUGAUGCUCAACCGGAAGUACAAGAGAUAUUGCAUGUUAGAAGAUCUGAUUAUCCAGUUAUUAUCGCUGUUAAUACUGAAACUAAAACUUACAGCAAACAUACGGGUGUAUUCAAUGAAGAACAAAUUUAUAAAUUUUUGGUUAAUUUGAACGCCGACGUAACUAUCAAACACCCGAUAGAAACCGAUACUUUUCCCGAAAUAAUUAACAUUGAACCAUGGGACGGUGAAGAUAAAUUUGAAUCUUCAACUGAGGAAAAAGAUGAAUUGUAAACAUUUUUAAAUACAGUACUUUGAAUAA